Messenger RNA from Cladocopium goreaui, 2841 nucleotides. The record is from the annotation of a GenBank genome assembly. NCBI's taxonomy places the organism in Eukaryota, Dinophyceae, Suessiales, Symbiodiniaceae.
AUGCUAUUAGUGCCCAAGUCCAAAUGCUCUCUGUUCCGGCAAGACAAGAAGAAGAAGAGCGAUGCCGAAUCAGAAGAUGAGAAGGAAGACUCCAAGGCAAAAAAGGCAAAGAAGAGCACUGAACAAGAUGCAGCUGAGGACAUCAAUGAAGAGGAUGAGCUGUUGUAUAUGCAAGCCAUGGACAUGGAGGAAGGCAAUUGCAAUGAUAUGGACGAUGCAGUAUCGCAUGAUGAGAGAAACAGCACUUGUGGUGAUGCAAAGCCCAUGGUAACAUCAUCAGUGCCGGCACCAGCGUGCACAAAGAGGUCCAGCGCAGCAACAGCUACUGAUUCUGAUUUGCACCAGCCAAAGCAAAAGAUUCAGAAGACCAGCCUGCAAGUGGCUUUGAAGUCAUCGCCGCAAAAGAAGGGUCAGAAGGCUACACCACCUGCACCAGGGCCGGCCUCACAGGCAAAGGCUGCAGCACCAGGCGCAACUUCUUCUCAGCAUCCAGCUGCAGCUCCACCCCUACCCAGUGCAGGUGCCAGCUCUGCUCCUGCCACAAGGCAUGUGACGCCUGCCAGCCCUCCGCCAACAAAGGUGGAUGCCACCACUGGUAUUGAAUUGGUCUCUCGCAAGCAUUGGUCUCAGUGCCAGCCAUUCAAAGCGGAUGAUUUUGCAUCAACUGCUGCUGGAUCGCCAUUGGCCAUGCCGACCAAGUACAGCAAGGACACGCAGAAAGCCAAGUGGACGGCAGAAGUCACAAAGAUCAAGCCGUUCAUUUGCACUCUGGAGCGAAUGCUGUCGUCAGAUGGAGGAAAAGUCAAAGACACAGAGCUUAAGAAUGCUGUCAAAGCCUUUCAGAAGAUCAAUUCCAGGGUCGACAAAAGGUUGGAGUUUGAGCCAGCAGCAGCCACUGCGCAAGAGCCUACCUUCAGUGCAAGGAUCAUGGCUCUCAAAGAUAUGUUCGAAGCGGUGAAGUCUUUGAAGGAGACAGCCAUCUCUUCUGGUAAGUCGGGAUCGAUUGCCGAGGAUAUUUUGAAAACCGCCAUUGAGAGGAUCAAUGCUUCCGUGGAGAAAUUGGUUGCAGACACGUGGAUUGGUUAUCCGCUGCAUUGGGUUCAGGCUUGGGUCACUGCUGCAGUGAAGCCCAAAGUUGAAGAUUGUGCAGUGAUGGAUGCAAGUGCUGGAGCGAAGCUGCAUCAAAUCUUGUUUUUUCCGCCACCGCCUGAAGAUCCUCAGACAGAGGUAUGGCCGCAUAUCAGACUUUAUUUCUUUUGCCCUGGCUCUUUGACCGUGGCAUCGCAGGUGGAGAAGGUUCUGAAAAUGCAGAGCAAGUGGAUUCUGCAGACUUUGCUUCGCAUCUUGGGCUCCCCAACAUUUGAUGCGGCAGUUACCUCUCUACAGGCAUUCUUGCCCAAGUCAAUGGUUCAUUUUGAGGAAGCGGUCUUGUCUCCUUCUUUAGCUGCAGCUUUGAAGGUUUGGCACGGCUUGGUGCAUUCAUUGAAAGGCGACAGAGUGGCAGACUUGGAGAACAUCUUGCAAACUGCAUCUGCUGUGGUGAUAUCCAAGACGAUACAGGUCUACCACAAGCCAAUCACCCGUGUUUCCUCAAUGACCCACUACAAACGGAUUCUCAAAGAAUGUCACGAGCUACUUGUGAAAGAGAAGCUUGACAAAGAGGCGACCCAGAAAGCCAAUGAGUUGCAAGGGCUCAUUGAUCGCCUGUCUCCCAUGGACUCUGAGCUGGCAGAAGCUAGUGGCUUUUGCUUCGACAAGGUUGAGGUAGCUCUGAAGGACUGCAUUCUGUUGAAGGAGACAGCUUGCUUGCUACCUUCUGACCCGGAAAGUUCACACGGAGAAACCAAGGAUGCAGCCUUGACAUUGUUCAGUACUUUGUCUUCCAGGAUUGGGCAGUACACGGUCAAUGGCAUUUUGACAGCACUGUCAAGCCCAGAUUUGAAGGCUUCAACUUCAGAUUCGAAUGGUGGCAGUGGUGUGUCAAUCCCAAUGCCGUUCAUGAAGCUUCGCGAUUUUGUCCACGGAAAUUGUGAUCUUAGUAUGAUGGCUGGCAGAGUCAACCCCAAGGCAUGCGGUGCCAAACUUAUGCAGUUCUUGCCCUUCAGUGAGAGGUCUUUCCUGGUCUAUGUGGCUGAUUUCGUAGAGGCUUUGAUUCAUAACGGAAAACUGCCCCGAGAGGAAGAGGAUGUCCUAUUCCCGUUUGCUGAUGAGCUUAGAUACCUUUCUUUUGUCUAUGCAGUCUUUGACACCAAUCGAUGUCCCAUUGCAGAUGUGGUCACAGCCACAGAGGAGAUUCGGUUGCUCUUGGGGACUUCAGCAAAGCGUGUUGCUAUGACAAUCCUGUCGCACCUGGACGGCGGCAAAGUGAGUGAGUCUGACUUGGACACCCUUGGCAGCCUCCACAUCCAGAUCAAGCCGUGGUUGGACCUCAACGAUGCUGAUGUUCAGCGCAAAUUCAACACCUUCCUGAACAGGAAGAAUUCUUCAUGGGGAACAGAGAUGACUGGUCCUGCAGAAGCUCUUUGUGAAGCAGUGGUGAGCUUGCAGAGCUUGAUUGGUGUGAAAGGGGCUUUGCUGGAUACUACGCUUUCGGCUUGUUCCAUUGAAAAGAUGCAGGAAAUUUCUGCAGGAUUGACUACUUUGGGAAGUGCCUUUAGGGAAUGUGAUGGCAAGUUUACAGCUUGGCAAAAAACCGUCGAUGAGUCCACACAGUUGAGUGACACGAUCAAGGGCCUGGCGGAAGAGGCUGAUUUGCUGCUGAGUAGAGGGAAGAUCAUUUUGGCAUGCCAAUCAGGCUUCUUGUCAGCAGUGUGGAAAGCUCAAGGUGAACUUACAAAUUGA